AUGUAUAAGGAAAACAUCACCCUGGUCAGCGAGUUCAUCCUGGUGGGCUUCCCUACUGCCCCUUGGCUGCAGGCUCUGCUCUUCUUCUUCUUCCUUAUUACUUACCUGUUUGUGCUGUUGGAAAAUUUGGUCAUCAUCCUGACUGUAUGGGUCACUAGUUCUCUGCAUAAGCCCAUGUACUACUUUCUGGGCACUCUGUCUUUUUUGGAGGCCUGGUAUAUAUCCGUCACUGUUCCCAAGAUGCUUACUGGAUUCCUCCUUCAUCCUAACACCAUCUCCUUCCUGGGAUGCAUGACCCAGCUCUAUUUCUUCAUCUCACUUGCCUGUACUGAAUGUGUACUUUUGGCAGCUAUGGCCUAUGACCGUUACAUGGCCAUCUGUUGGCCUCUUCGCUAUCCAGUCAUGAUGACCACAGGAUUUUGUGUUCAACUAACCAUCAGUUCCUGGGUGAGUGGCUUCACUAUCUCCAUGGCAAAGGUGUAUUUCAUCUCCAGAGUGGCCUUCUGUGGCAAUAACAUCUUGAACCAUUUUUUCUGUGAUGUGUCCCCCAUCCUCAAGCUGGCCUGCAAAGACUUUUCUAUGGCUGAGAUGGUAGACUUUGCCCUAGCCAUCGUCAUCCUUGUGUUUCCUCUAUCAGCCACUGUCCUCUCCUAUGCCUUCAUCGUCUCCACCAUCCUGCACAUCCCCUCAACCAGUGGGCAGCGGAAGGCCUUCUCCACAUGUGCAUCUCACCUCACGGUGGUGGUCAUCUUCUACACAGCUGUGAUCUUCAUGUAUGUCCGACCUCGGGCCAUUGCUUCAUUCAAUUCUAACAAGCUGGUCUCAGCCAUAUAUGCAGUCUUUACUCCCAUGCUCAACCCUAUCAUUUACUGCCUGAGGAACAAGGAGGUCAAAGAUGCCAUCAGAAAAACCGUGACAAGUGGACUAGCCCUUUUCUCAAGAGAGUCUCCUUUCUGAAGAGACCCAGACAUUCCUUUUCAGUUCACGAUUUGACUAAACCUUAAAAACAUCUUCAUUAGUGGUAGAAGAGCUAAAAAGAAACUUCUCCAAAGAGGAAAUACAAAUGGCCAACAGGCAUAUGAAAAAAUGUUCGACAUCACUUGUAAUCAGGGAAAUGCAGAUCAAAACGACAAUGAGAUACCAUCUCACACCAGUGAGAAAGGCACAUAUUAAAAAAACUAGCAACAACAAAUGUUGGCGAGGAU
Messenger RNA from Talpa occidentalis (Iberian mole), 1205 nucleotides. Its product is annotated as olfactory receptor 6. The transcript has a single exon. Gene Ontology annotation, cellular component: membrane. The record is from RefSeq and is a predicted model, not a curated record. Gene Ontology annotation, molecular function: olfactory receptor activity; G protein-coupled receptor activity. NCBI's taxonomy places the organism in Eukaryota, Metazoa, Chordata, Mammalia, Eulipotyphla, Talpidae. Bases 1 to 957 code for a protein of 318 amino acids. Gene Ontology annotation, biological process: G protein-coupled receptor signaling pathway.